Emericellopsis atlantica is the source of this 1098-nucleotide messenger RNA. RefSeq lists its product as uncharacterized. The coding region runs from base 1 to 1098 and encodes 365 amino acids. The record is from RefSeq and is a predicted model, not a curated record. The transcript has 4 exons. Lineage: Eukaryota; Fungi; Ascomycota; Sordariomycetes; Hypocreales; Bionectriaceae.
AUGGCGCUCUCGUCGGACCUCAUUUUCAGCAUCUUCUCCACCUGCCUCUGCGCAACGCUCAUCCUCUUCCGCUGCGUCUACCGCGCCGUAUCGCGAUGCCACAUCCACAAGACGUGCCACCGACACUGGCGCAACGAUGACACCAUCAUGGCAUUUGCGCUGUUGCCGCUCAUCGGUCGAUCCGCGACGAUUCUGAGUGCCUUUGUGCUCAAUCCGCCGCAGUCCACGGCGCCAGUGUCGGUCGAGGAGGCCAACGCCGUGGGCUUGACCGUUGCGCAGUUGAACGCGGACAGGGAGCUGGCGAGGAAACUGCUUAUCCCUGGCAGGAUAUGCUAUGCCUUGUUCUUGUGGUGCUUGAAGCUCUGCCUUCUCGCAUUCUACUCACGAUUCAUCAACACGCUGGACUGGGGCAAAAGAGCGGCCACCAUCUCCUGGUGGUUCAUUGUUGUCACCUUUGUGGGGGUCGUAAUCGCCACUGUUUCGGAGUGCCGUCCACUUCAUCUGUUCGUCCACCCCCGAUCCUGGGGACACCAGAAGCUGACCAAUGUCUUUAAUAGUGCCUGGGAUUUAGCGCCCCCCGGCAAACUUCCGACCUGCGCCAAGGCAAUGGCCAACCUCCUCACCAUGGCGAUCACCAACAUUCUCACCGACCUGGUCCUGAUUGCGCUGCCCUUUCCGAUGCUGCGAAACGUCAGACUACAAAAGAAGGACAAGCUCCAACUGUACCUCCUCUUCGGCAUCGGCACCAUUGUCGUCAUCAUCACGCUCCUACGCCUUCCACUCAUCCUCACACAAUCACUCAGCCAGCGAACGCGAUCAUUGUGGGCGUCCAUCGAGAUUCUGUGCGCCUGCAUCGUGGCCAACGCUGCCUUCUUCUUCACACUGUCGCGCGACAUACAGCGACGACAUACGAGCCAUUCGCAGGGCUCCAACAUACCACCGCCCGAACCAGUCCUCUAUCUCCGACGGAUCUCGACGUCUUCGGCUACUGGCGAGGUGCACUUUUCGUCGUCAAAGGCGUCGUCCAAUGGGGAGGACCGCGUGACGGCGCUGGAUGACCUGUAUAAUGACGAGACGCGGAUAAUAGGACGGCAAUGA